AUGAGUUCAGAAACUACACCUGGUACUGACCGUUCGGCACCUUUUAUUGUCGAGCCUACGUCAAACCAUACCCACAGCUUCAUCCUUCUCCAUGGACUUGGGUCAAAUGGACGUAAAUUUGGGGAAGAACUACUUGAGACUGGCGUCACCUCUGGUGGCAAAAAGCUGACAGAAGUAUUCCCUGGUGCACGGUUUAUAUUUCCUACAGCUAAGCGCCGUAGAUCAAGCAUGAUAAGGAACGCAAAGUUGACACAAUGGUUCGACAUCGCUUCUCUGGAUGACCUCUUCUUCCGACCGAAUACCCAAACCAAGGGGCUUGUGGAGUCCCAUGGUGAAAUAUCUCAUCUGGUCAAAGACGAAUGUCAAAAGGUUCCCCACCAAAACGUCAUCUUGGGUGGUCUCAGUCAUGGCUGUGCAAUGGCACUAUUCUGCCUUUUUACAUCUUGGUUUCCUCUCGGGGGGUUCGUGGGGAUGAGCGGAUGGUUACCAUUUCAACCCGACAUCGAUAGCCUCAUAGGAAGCGAAGGCGACACAUUCGUGUUUGACAACGACGCUGACCCUAUCGAUGAAGAUCCAUUUUCCUCGGACGAGGUGUAUACCCAAGCAGAAGAGAAUCCAAUUGUCCCAGUGAUCGAGUUUUACGAUGAUGUACUGGAUUCCAGUGGCAUUCCCGAUAUUAACAGCAGAGGGACGUCACUUUCUACGCCAGUAUUUCUCGGACAUGGUGCGGAAGAUGAAAAGAUCAAGUUGUCUAAUGGGGAGGCGGCCCAAAGAAUCCUCAAAUCGGUAGGCUUUGACGUUUCAUGGAAAGUUUACCAGGGGCAAGGGCAUUGGUAUAAAAUUCCAGAUGAGAUAGAUGACAUAGUCAAUUUUCUCCAGGGAAAAUGCGGCAUGUGA
Molecule: messenger RNA, 897 nt
Organism: Daldinia loculata
Lineage: Eukaryota; Fungi; Ascomycota; Sordariomycetes; Xylariales; Hypoxylaceae
Product: alpha/beta-hydrolase
Exons: 1
Coding region: 1-897 (298 amino acids)
Biological process (GO): protein depalmitoylation
Cellular component (GO): cytoplasm
Molecular function (GO): palmitoyl-(protein) hydrolase activity; carboxylic ester hydrolase activity
Source: RefSeq, a predicted model, not a curated record